GGGAAGGGGGGAGGAGAACAUGGAGGACAAGAUGAAAAGCAGGACAGUGGUGCUACAGUAGAGUAUAGAAAAUAGUGAGACAGUAAAGUGAUUUGUCAAUAUAACUGAAAACAUAUUUGUGUUAAUUUAAUUUAAAAGGUCUUCGAAACAGCAAGUCAUUUCCGUAGUACUUUCAAAUGUCAUUGUGCAGUUCCUGUGACUCUGUUUCUCUGAAAAGAAGUUUGUCGAGCCUUCUCGAUGGCCGUUUUGUGAAGAACCCAAAGCAAGAUGGUCAACAGCUGCAGGAGGGAGUUAUCCACUUGUUGGAGCAGAAGCAGGAUCUCUGCAGCCUAUUCAAGGAGAUAGGGAAUCCAAGUCCAAGAAAUUCUUUCAACACUGGCAUAAAUGGGCAAAGGCACGUGGCCUCUGAAGGCAUCCCUUUUGGUAUUGCAGGCUCACAUUUAGAAACUGGUUGGGAGGAUUUGAAGUGGGGUGCCACGGAGGCUCAGGAGCCGGAUCACCAUCUGGAAGGUCUGUGGUUACUGAGCCGUUUGCCUGAACAAAAAAAGGGGAGGCAUGGCCCACAUCCAGCUCGGCUGGCUUUCUGCCUAGGAGACGAGGAGAGGAACAAAUGCCGAGCGAUAAGGUUGUGUGCAUUGAGACAUCAGGCUGGGCGGCUUGGUGUUCCAUUAACAACACUGUCAGCAAAAUCGGUGCUUGAGAGACUGAAGAUGAUUAACGGAGUUCAGAAGGACAAGACAAGGGAUAUUCUCCCGGAUUCUCAGAGAGUCCAGCUGUGUGUCCUGCUGGAGUCUGUAAGAGAACUGCUAUCUUAUGGAGCAAUCUGCCCUAAGGGACUCUGGCAGGAGUACAGGAAGUAUCAGAAACUACCAAAUCUGCAUGUGGCGUACCUGCUUCAGUUUUACAAUAUCCUCGACUUGAAGGAUAUUUUUGAAAGUGAUGACGGUAUGAGGUGGUGGUUGGUGCCACAGCUGAAGGCUCUGUGUAAAUGGAUACCUUCUCCGGAAGAAAAAGAAGACAUGCAAGUGCAACAGACCGUAUUGUCAACUAUCUUAGGUACGUUGGUUGCCAUGGGCUUUCAGUCAAGUCAGAAGCUAGAAGCAGUGGAGAAGAGGCGCAUUCCUUCCUGCAUCUCAGCCCUAGAUGACAUGCUCUUCUGGCUUCUGGACACUGUGGACACGAAUUCAGCACAGACUGUAUCUGAAACUGCAACUGAGCGAUGGUGUCAGCUCUUUGAUACGUCAAUGUGUGACGUUUCAGCUUCUCCAGACACCCUUCAGUGCUUUUUCAAACACACACUCACACAGACUCUCACUUAUAAGCCUCGACUUGCAGUGUCAGAUGCAAUUGCUCUACAGGACAAGUGGACCUUUGCAAAAACCAGUCCAUUGCUCACCUCUCUUUUCUGUAAGUUGGCUGUGGUCUUCAGUGUGAAGCAACUGCUACAUCAACUGCAGCAGGUUCUUGAGACACAUGAAGUUAGCUGGAAACAUGUCCUAUGCUUCAUUUCCACUCUGCUUGUUUUCAACCCUUCUGUGAAGCCCCAUUUGAGAGUUCUUCUGUCCAGAUUGCUGACAAAUGCCUUUGAAGGUUAUGACUUGGAGAACAUGAUUACUGCGUUCUUGUUGGCACGGCAGGCGGCACUGCAAGGACAUGGGAUCUUCUUGACCUACAGUGACUGGUUCAAGGAGUGCUUUGGGGGGAGCAAUGGCUUUCACACGACCAGCAAGAAAUCUCUGGUGUUUUUGCUCAAGUUUCUGUCUGACUUGGUUCCAUUUGAACCACCCCAGUACCUAAAGGUGCACAUCAUCCACCCUCCAUAUGUACCUGUGAAAUACCGGAGCCUCCUGGUGGAGUAUAUCUCCCUGGCCAAGACCAGACUUGCUGACUUCAAAGUAACUAUCAAAGAACAACCACUGUGUAAUAUUGAUUUGUGUCAGAAUAUAUCUCUUGCUGGAGAUCCAACAGUCCAGUGUCAGGCUGUCCAAGAUGUGGAGAAAGCUUCAUCUCUUUUUGAGAGGACAGGAAAAAUCCCUGCCAGUGUGAUGGAGGCCAGUAUUUUCCGUCGGACUUAUUUCCUCACUCGGUUCCUUCCAGCUCUGCUGACACCAAGAUUGCUUCCCGUGAAAGCAGACACUCAGAUGACCUUCAUCGAGGCCUUGAAAAGGGCAGACAAGAUUCCUGCUCCGCAGUAUUCAUCAUACAUGGAAACUUGUCAGAGACUAAGACAGAAGGAAAGAAAAACUGUCUGUGAGAAAUAUGAAGGUCCUCUGCAUGUCCUCAAACUUCAGUUGCAGGAGCAAAGACGGCUUCUUUCUGAUGGAAAUGAUGGAGAUAUUUCGGCUCAGCUGUCAAAGAUCGCCCACACUAUGAGCUUUAUCUUUCCUUGUCUUCCUGAUGACUUUUUGGAAAGGAAAGUGAUCAAACUGAAAACUGACAUGCUUUCAUUGCCAGAGGUCCACUUGGAAGUUGUUAAUAUGAUUUUAAAAAACUUUUGCCAGUGCAUUUUAGAUGCUUCCAAAUCACUCCCUCCAAAUAAGCAAAUUAUGUGGGCAUCAAGGUUUGUGUGCGUAUUAGUCUGUAACACAGAGUUCCUCUCCUGCCUUCUGCACAGACUUUGGCAUCUUCUCCAUAACCAGGGGUCCUUGUUGAGUGGCCCUCAUAUGCCCGGACUAGCAGCUUUUGUGGUCCACCUUGAUGCCUUCAUGUCCCCAAGUCCUGUCGUGCAGCUGAUUUCGCUGAGGCAGUCUGAACCAAUAUCUGUCUCAGAGGCUCUUAGCUCUGCACUGGUCUGCAACACACACACUCGCAUGCACUUUUGUGUCAGGUUCUGUGUGGCUGCCAUGUGCUAUGGGAUCUGCCGAGGAGACUGGUUGGCUCAUCAACAGCAUAACUUUGCUCCCACCAGCCUUUAUAAGAAGCUUCUGUACCUCAUCCCAAGACUCUUACCUGAAGCCAGAGAGACUGUUUCUGAUGGCAAAGAGGAUCAGGAGAUGAACAGCAGUGGUGUGUUGAGUAAUGCCACCACCAACAACUGGAAAAAGACAGCUUUGUGUCUGUGGAGACAUCCUGCUUUCAGUCGACUACAAUACAAACCCAAAAAUCAGUUACACAUCACAGAAUGGCUGUCAAAUGAACUCCAAGUCGACAGAAGUAAAGAUACAUUUACUGACUCUGAACGGCUGGGGUACCAUCAGUGGGCAUGCCUUAACUUCUAUCUGAUUCGUCCAGAGGAUCAGGGCGGCUGCGGUGGAAGCAUGAAGAGUCUUUGCUCUCAUCUCAUCAAUGCAAUCAUGGACCAGCAGCAAAGUGAACAGAGUCAGGAAGAUCACAGAGUCUCACAAAGAGGAACCUGUUUUCCAGACAUUAUCUGUAGAUUACAGGAGGUCAUCUAUGAGAUGGAGUUAAGCAACCUAUCAGGCAGUCAUCCAACCGGACAGGACAUAUGUGACUUCCUGUUUGAGUUGGUUUCUAAGAGGCUCUCUGAGACAUUGAGUUCACCUCACCUCAACGCUGAACACACACUUAACAUGUGGAACAGAGUAAUGCUGGCUCUCCCAACAAUGCCAUUUAUUAAAGUAAAGGCUGAAGGUGACAGGGUGUAUCUUGACUGUGAAAAGCUGAUACAACAUGUCAAUAAUCAUCAGGUGUACUUCGUCAUAAUCUCUGAUGAUAGGAGUGUAUGUUCACCAAGCGGCCUGUUGUCCUUUCAUCUGACAUCACACUUUCUAAGAAGCAAUCUGUGUGCUAGUGCACACUGCAGUCUUGUGGGUGAAGAAUUCAACAAGACCUGGUCUCAGAUCAGUCAUCAGUGCCCUCUGCUGCUGGUCUCAACAGCGUACUGGUGGGAGCACUUGUCUGUAGUGCUCUUAUCAUUAUGGUGCCGUGUGUGUGAUGAAGAGGCACUACCAGAACAACUGCAGCUCAUCACAAAAAGUCAAAGCUGGGCUUGCAGUUUAAUGUCGGGUCAGUUGCUGCAAAUCUCAUCAGCUCCAGCACUCUUAUUAGCUUCCAGCCUGUAUGUAGACUUGCAAGGCCGAGCUGAAGCCAAGCAAGGUGAUGGUCUCAAUAUCUUGGAACCUGAGACAAACGUUAAACACAGAGAGGUUUUAGUUUUCUUACUUUUCCUGUGUGUAAACAAAUACUUGUCAGCCCUCCGAUACCAUCAGGAGUAUAGCCAUCAGAAUGCCUUAAACAUGUGCACAGACGUCCUGACUGUAUUAGUGGAUUGUGCUGACUGGCUACUUAUCUUUAAAUCUGAUGAUGCAGAAAAAGGUGCUUACCAGAUUGUUACCUUGUUGACAUCAGACCGAUUUACACAACUGAUGCCAUGGGCCUUUUACAGCUUAUUGCUUCAGCAGAGUGCUGAGCUCCAACAAAGAGCUGUGCGUUGUCCAGGCUUUUUCAGCACUGCUGUCUCCUGCUACAUCAGUCUGCUGCAACUCUUAGAUGGCCCCUCUAUCACUGGACCCCUAGGAAGUCAGAUGGAGUCUUCUCAGAUUCUGAGCCAGACAAAAACCUUCUUGCUGAGAGCCAUUUCACAGAUGUCCCCUUCUGCUCAAAUUUUCGGGCAUAUCACUCAGCUGGAAUCUCUGUGUGCGGAAUUUGACCCAGAGGUAGCAGCAGCUCUCUCUACACACUUGGACCCGCACAGGAUUAUACAGAGUCGUGUUUCCUAUGAUAAGGCAAUUUUGGCUCAACAGUUUCACUCAAAAUAACUGCAAAGUUGUUCCAACUAUUUUUUUUCUCCCAUGGUCUGGAAUACAAUAAUUACUUUAAAAAAAUGUAAAUAAAUAAACCAUUACAACAGUA
Molecule: messenger RNA, 4812 nt
Organism: Syngnathoides biaculeatus (alligator pipefish)
Lineage: Eukaryota; Metazoa; Chordata; Actinopteri; Syngnathiformes; Syngnathidae
Gene: fanca
Product: Fanconi anemia group A protein
Exons: 43
Coding region: 177-4718 (1513 amino acids)
Biological process (GO): interstrand cross-link repair
Cellular component (GO): Fanconi anaemia nuclear complex
Source: RefSeq, a predicted model, not a curated record